Messenger RNA from Pogona vitticeps (central bearded dragon), 1500 nucleotides. RefSeq names its product autophagy related 5 (gene ATG5). NCBI's taxonomy places the organism in Eukaryota, Metazoa, Chordata, Lepidosauria, Squamata, Agamidae. The record is from RefSeq and is a predicted model, not a curated record. Gene Ontology annotation, biological process: protein lipidation involved in autophagosome assembly; cellular response to nitrogen starvation; autophagy of mitochondrion. Gene Ontology annotation, cellular component: Atg12-Atg5-Atg16 complex; phagophore; autophagosome. Gene Ontology annotation, molecular function: Atg8-family ligase activity.
GGGAAUGCUGAGCCCGCUUUCAGGCUCGUUCCCUUCCGCUUUUUCUCAUUAGCGCCGAAGAACAAGCCGAGGAAGAGAGGGCGAAGGCGGACCCCCGGCCAUAAGAACGGGCGGCGGAGUUUAAAGGGGAACCCCCCCGGUGGGCGGAGCCGAGCUUCAAUGGCGCUUGCGCGUUGCUGACUUGCGCGCGAGGGAGUUUCCCGCACGCGCGCACCGAGUAGGCGCUGGGGAAAGCAAACAAACGGUCAGUGGUUCAUUUGAGCAAAUUGUUUAGCCUACAUGUGUUUCUGUACUUCCUGGAAGAAUGACAGAUGACAAAGAUGUGCUUAGAUAUGUGUGGUUUGGGCGAAUACCAGCCUGUUUUACUCUAUAUCAAGAUGAAAUUACUGAAAGGGAAGCUGAACCAUACUAUCUGCUUUUACCUAGAAUAAGCUACCUGACACUUGUAACAGACAAAGUGAAAAAACAUUUUCAGAAAGUUAUGAGACGAGAGGACAUUGGGGAAAUAUGGUUUGAAAGUGAAGGCACGCCAUUGAAAUGGCAUUAUCCAAUUGGUUUGCUUUUUGACCUUCAUGCAUCGAAUACAGCCCUUCCGUGGAAUAUUACAGUACAUUUCAAGAACUUUCCAGAAAAAGAUAUUCUGCACUGUCACUCUAAGGAUGUGAUAGAAGCUCAUUUCAUGGCUUGCAUAAAAGAAGCAGAUGCCUUAAAGCAUAAGAGUCAAGUAAUCAAUGAGAUGCAGAAAAAGGAUCAUAAGCAACUUUGGAUGGGCUUACAAAAUGACAAAUUUGAUCAGUUUUGGGCUAUAAACCGGAAACUCAUGGAGUACCCUCCAGAGGAAAGUGGAUUUCGUUACAUUCCCUUUAGAAUAUAUCAGGCAACAACUGAACGACCUUUUAUACAGAAGUUGUUUCGUCCUGUUGCUGCAGAUGGACAGCUGCAUACAUUGGGGGAUCUCCUAAAAGAUGCUUGCCCUGCUGCACUUAAUCCAGAAGAUGGUGAAAAGAAGAUUCAAGUGGUGAUUCAUGGAAUAGAACCAGUGUUGGAGGCACCAGUACAGUGGCUAAGUGAACAUAUGAGUUAUCCUGAUAAUUUUCUUCACAUUAGUGUUAUCCCCCAACCUACAGAUUGAAAUGUCAGCUUGUUUGCCAGGAGGAUCGGCUUCUGAUUGGAAAAAAACAAAGUCUCCUUGCUUUGUGAGGGCGACCUGAACAGAAAUCCUUGCUGCUGUAAGCCAAACAGGAAGCGAGAUCCUUCAUAUGAUAAGAGCAGUUGGGCUGGCUGUAUUUUGCUUCAGCCAUAUUUUCUCCACUGCUGCCAUUAACCUCAAGACUUUACAAGACUGCUGUAUAUCUCCUGUUUUCUAAUAUAAAAUAUGAAAGGAGAGCAUGGGGAUAAUUGGGAAUAUAUGCCCAUCUGUGUUUCUUAUUAAUCAAUAAACAGGGAUAUUUUCUAAAGUUGUAGUGACUUCUUGUUACAAUAAAUUUUGAUUUAAUCAGA